GCUGUAACAUCACAGAUGUUGGUGCAGUCUGUUGAUGGAGGUAACAGUCAUAAUUUGUGCUAGUUAUGUGAAAAAGUCUAUUAAGAGGUUGGAGUGAAGAUGAAUACGGUAACAUCUCCUUCCGUUGAAUUAAGUUCAUAUCGAGAUCAGCAUUUUAAAGGUUCACGUGGUGAACAAGAAAGACUUCUCCGAACAUCCACCACCAUGUAUAUUGGGAAUCUCUCCUUCUACACCACAGAAGAGCAAAUAUAUGAACUGUUUUCAAAAUGUGGAGAUGUUAAACGAAUAAUUAUGGGUUUGGAUAAAUUCAAAAAGACACCAUGUGGAUUUUGUUUUGUUGAGUAUUAUAGCCGAGCAGAUGCAGAAAAUUCAAUGCGGUAUAUUAAUGGUACACGUUUAGAUGACCGUAUCAUUAGAACAGAUUGGGAUGCUGGUUUUAUUGAAGGGCGACAGUAUGGAAGAGGAAAAACAGGUGGACAGGUACGAGAUGAAUAUCGAACAGACUUUGAUGGUGGACGUGGAGGUUAUGGAAAGAUAGUUCAGCAGAAAGUGUCUACACCUGUUCAAGAUGUCUCAGUAUUCAAUCGAUAAUGAGAGUUCCAUGCAAACAGAUAAGUUAACAGCAGUUCAGUACCUGAGGCGGUAGUCUUCAUGAUCACUAAGGCAGAAAAUUUUGAGGCUUACUAGUGACAAAUGCAAUGCAUUAUAUUUGUAAUGGAGGUGGUGUCUUGAGCAGUGGAAACACAGGCUGUAAUUUCAAAUAUUUCUUGAAUAAAAUAGUGUAGUUAUAUAUGGAGAAAACAAAUUUUUUACUUAUAGUAAAUCAAUAAAUUUUAAUUAUGUGGAAGGACACAUAACUUUGUUACUCCCUCUUCAGAACAUAAUAAUUUAUGUAAUUCUGCUGAAAAUUCCAGUGUUUUAACUGCUCAGACGUGACAGACACAAUGGGGUGUUUACUGUACUGUUGGGUUGACUUAAAUAUGUUGUCAGUAAUGGGUCAUUUGGCAUGCCAUGAAAUUUCAUGUUUAAAUUUGUGCUUGUAUUAAUGAUUCCGUACCAAUCUUAUAUGUAAUAAACCCUUCUGAUAUUAAAUAUUUUUAUUUUAUCAAUCUAUUAACUUUAUACAUAGUUUUUUAGACUAAAGUGAAACAAUUUUGGACAUUGACAGAAAAUAUUUAUAAUACCCUUACAGUUUUAAAUGAGAUAUAAGAAAUAACUAAAAUAUCAACAAGCUGAUUUCAUAAUACAUCCCCAAGAGAAAAUACUAUCACAUUAAAUAUAGUACGAUAUUUGAAAAAUUAUAUUUUUCCAUCAAGAAGUGUUUUAAA
Messenger RNA from Zootermopsis nevadensis, 1328 nucleotides. It is a transcript of the gene Cbp20, whose product is annotated as cap binding protein 20. Gene Ontology annotation, biological process: mRNA cis splicing, via spliceosome. Gene Ontology annotation, cellular component: nuclear cap binding complex. Gene Ontology annotation, molecular function: RNA cap binding. NCBI's taxonomy places the organism in Eukaryota, Metazoa, Arthropoda, Insecta, Blattodea, Termopsidae. The record is from RefSeq and is a predicted model, not a curated record.